Menidia menidia (Atlantic silverside) is the source of this 2441-nucleotide messenger RNA. NCBI's taxonomy places the organism in Eukaryota, Metazoa, Chordata, Actinopteri, Atheriniformes, Atherinopsidae. The record is from the annotation of a GenBank genome assembly.
UAAAUUGGUACAAAAUCGAAGAAGAAGACGUUGAAACGUUUACAGCUGACACUGCUAAGCAAAUAAUACGCCAAGUGAGGGAUUCUUUUCCAAACCCUGUCUACCCAAUGAGACAAAGUAAUGAAACUAUCUACGUUGACUCUGAGAAGGAAAAUGAGUUUGUUGUUGAUUUCCUGGAGAAAGAAUUUGGCAGCGACUUGAAGUCUUCUAAGAAUGUCGGCGACCUGCUGGAAAGACUGAAAGAGGAAAAUGGCACACUCGUGGACCAGGUUCAGACUGUGUGCAGUUUGGUGCCACCUCGAGUUUCAGCAGUGCUGUCUGCUGCAGCAAAGGCCAGAUGUUCCUUGGGGGACCUACUGCAGAAAGAGCAGUGCAUCUCCAACAUGUUGGACCAGAACCUACAAGGAGCCAAACUGUGGAUGGAUGAUCUUAGCCAGAUGUGUGACCAAGUAGACUAUGUAAAGAGACACAUGAAUUACCUUGGGGUCCUUCAUCACAUACAGGAACUCAGUGGUGCAGUCCAGCAGUGUUUGAUGAUCAACAGUGUCUGGGAAGCUAUAAGGGCAGUGGAUAGCAUGGCAGUACUGUACUCUGGAUUGGACCAGUCAAAAUGUUCGCAUCUUCAAAACUUUCUCAGAGAAACACUUUGUUUCUGGCACAAUAUCAUCAAGGAGCGUCUGACCAGUGAUUUUGACAAAAUAUUAGCUCAACUUCAUUGGCCAAUCAUUUCUCCCUCGACUCAGACACUGACGGUCAGUUGCAGUAAUCAGGAAAUCGCCAGCCAGUUGGAAGUUGUUGUCACGCAGCUGCUUGCACUGCAGAUCUCAUAUCCUUUCACUAAGAUAUGCUCAGAACCGGAAUGGUAUCUCACUCAGAUUCUGAUAUGGAUGGGGAACAGCUCAACUUUCAUGGAGGAAAAGAUCCAACCUGUCUUUGAACAAGCUGGUGCAACUGUCAAUGCCAGGGUGGAGUUGUAUCGUGGCAUGGUGUCUCUUGUCCAGGAAAAGGUAGCAAGUGAUGCUUCCAGGCUGCUGUAUGACGAUGUGCAAUUCUGCCACUUAGUGGAGGAGGUGCUACAGUUUGAGAAGGAGCUACGAAACAAUCAUUCAUACCCUGCAGUACUGCCUGGUCUGCUUCACAUACUACUUGAGGAUACAGUCCUUCAGAAGUGGCUCACGGUAGAAAAGAAAAUGGCAGUAGAGAAGAUGGAUACCAUGCUGUCAGCUGACGGUGCAUGGAGCUCCCAGUAUAAAGAUAUCAAUGACAUGGAUGAGCUGAAGGCUCCAGAUUGUGCUGAGACAUUCAUGACUCUGCUACAAGUCAUCACUGAACGGUAUCGAACUCUGCCCUGCCCUUCAGCACAGUUCAAGUUUCUGAGGCUGCAAACAGAGCUGGUUGAUGACUUCCGCAUACGACUCACACAGGUGAUGAAAGAAGAAUCUCGCUACCCACUGGGUGUCCCCUAUUGUGCCAUCCUUAAUGCUGUCAACUAUAUUUCUACCAUCCUUAGAGACUGGGGAGAUGAUGUGUUCUUUCUACAGCUGCAGCAGGCAGCUGUUUCACUGAGUGAGGAAGUGGUGCUGGGGAGCCUUGGUAUGAUCGAGGUUGGACGCUUGGCUUCGCUGGAGGGAUCACUUUUUGAUGGUCUGUUGGCACUGCUGGACAGAUUGAAAGGGGACAUGUUAGGAAGACUGUUGGAAUAUGUCAUGAGAGAAAUUGCAGAAAAAGCCAAACCCUUCUGUCAAGAAAGGUGGUUGUCCCUGGCAUCCCAGCAAGACCAGUCCACUAUGUCCCUGUCUAGUUCAGCAUGUCCCAUGAUGUUGUGUGUAAGGGACAGACUGCUGAAUCUUCAGCAGGUCUUGAGUCUGUCUCUGUUUCAACUGGCCUGGCAGGGCUUGGCAGAUCGACUUGACAACUUUCUCUACCAAGAAGUGAUCCUGUCUAAUCACUUCAGUGAUGGUGGAGCAGCCCAGCUUCAGUUUGACAUGACCAGAAAUCUAUUUCCUCUAUUUGGUCAUUACUGUAAAAGACCUGAGAACUUCUUUAAGCAUGUGAAGGAGGCAUGCAUCAUCUUGUGUCUGGCUUCGGGCUCUGCUGUUCUUUUAAGAUCUAUCCUUAAAGAAUCUGAACUCGAGACCAGAGAUUGCGAAGGUACAGGGGAUCCUCCACCACAGUCUGUUCUGAAUGAGUUGGGGGUUUACUGUUUAGCACCCUGUGAUGUGUUCAUUCUUCUGAACCUCAGAGCCUCAUGGCCAGGACAGUAACUUUGCAUACUGGUAUUACUAUUUGAGAAGAAUCCAUCAGAUUUGCAGCAUGACUGCUUUCAUAACCAUCAUGUAUUUACAUUUUAUGUUAUGUUUUAUGUUAUUCAUAAUGAAGUGUAAAAUUGAUCAGUUAUGGAUGUAUAAAUGAUUAUAACAAAAUUAAAACAAUAAGUUCAC